AUGACCAAGUUGCUAGCGAAGCAGCAGACGCUGCUUCACUCGAUCGCCAACGCUCUUUCCAAUUUCAAAAAAUUGGGAAGAAAUAACUACACUCCCGCGAAGAUUCGAUCUAGAAUCAACGCGCUCAAGGACGCUUGGGGCCAGUGCAUAAACGCCCAUGCAGCUCUGAUGCAUGUCACUCCCGAGGACCAGAAGAAGGAUGUCGAGUACUUUGCACUGCAGCAGUUCGACGAACACGAGGAACUUUUCCGGACGGCCCUCGACUACAUGACGGAGUGCCUGGAGGAGUUGAAACCCGUGUCGCCCGCAGCUUCGUUGGCAAGUCCUACGUUCAGAUACGCGGAUCCCGCGUCUUCCUCCGUGUCUCAUUUACCGCCGAUUAAAAUUCCACCAUUCUCGGGCAAUCCUGAAGACUGGGAAAGUUUUCGCGAUCGCUUUUCUUCACUGUUAAUUCAAAACAAAGAAUUAACCGCGUUUUCCCGCAUGCACUUUCUAGCGCCAAGUCUAACGGGUAGCGCUCUCGACGCGAUUAAAACUGUACCGGUCACCGCCGACAACUUUGACAUUGCGUGGAAGAUUCUGCUCUCGCGUUACGACAAUAAGCGUCGCCUCGUCGAUGUUCAUAUUGCCGCGCUGCUCAAUCUGUCCCCAGUCAAUCGGGAGUCGGCGUCUGAAUUAAACGACCUUCGCGAUAAGGCGAAUCGCGCUAUCGUCUCGCUAAAAAAGCUGGACAGAUUCUCCGAAAAGAUUCUGAGCGACAUCCUAGUUCACACAGUCUCGCGAAGGCUCGAUAGCUCUACGCGAAAAGCGUGGAAACUAAAGAGAAGCGAAGACGCGAACAUUCCCACGUUCGAAGAUCUCGACAAGUUCCUUGCAGCACGCGCUCGCGCGCUAGAAGAACUCAGUCCCUCAAGUUCACCUCGACCAGCCGUGCGAAAGGAUCACAGUCCGAGUCAACGAGUGGAGGUCAUCAAACAGGCAAAGCGCUGUCUAAAUUGUCUCAGUACGAAGCACGUCACUCAAUCCUGCCCGAGCAAGUAUUCAUGUCGGACAUGUCAAAAACGACAUCACACUCUCCUUCACGUUGACUCGAGUUCCGUGUCUGCGGUCACCGCCGUCGCUCCAAACGUGUCGACGCCCUUCGAAACGACGGAAGUCUCAACUGCAGCUUCGAUGUCCGCGGCUUGCGAUUUUCCAUCUCGACCGCCGGUGUUCAUUGCCACCGCACGAAUUCUCGUAACUUUCCCCCUCGGUCGAACGCGCUUCGUUUGCGCUCUUCUCGACCCCGGAUCGGAACUUACGCUCAUUUCAGAAAGUUUAAGUCGGGAAUUGAAAUUACGGCGCCUUCGUCUGCCUAUUUUGAUUUCCGGGGUCGGAUGCGUGGAUGCCGGAUCGUGUAGAUACGCCGCUCAAAUCGAAAUCUCGUCGAUGCAUUCGCCCGAACCUGCUUUUUCAGUCAUUGCGAUUAUCAUGCGCUCACUCACACCAUAUUCUCCGUCGCGCGCCGCGUCUCAACGUUCGUGGAGUCAUUUAGACGGCCUCUCGCUGGCCGACUCAGACCCAACAAGCGCUGCGCCGAUUGAAGUUAUCAUCGGUGCCGAUCUCUACGGUGAGAUUCUCCUCGAUGGCCGUCGGAAAGGAGAAUUCGGUCAGCCUUACGCGCAGAACACUAUCUUUGGAUGGGUACUCUCCGGACCGACGUCCUCUUCGCCGUUCCUCUCGUCGGCAUCCGUUCACUGUUGCUCGCAAGUAACGUGCUCACGCGGUGACUCGCCCACACUUGAUCAGGCAUUGAGACGAUUCUGGGAAGUGCAGGAGAUUCCGCGGAAGAUGGUGCUCACUCCGGACGAAUUACAAUGUGAGGAGCAUUUUCUCACAACGCAUUCGCGUAACUCUGAUGGGCGGUACAUCGUCCGUCUACUAUUCAAAAACGGUCCGCCGAUUAAAAUCGGAUCAUCUCGCGGCACAGCUACUCGCUGUCUCAGCAGCUUACUCCGUCGAUUUCGAAAAUCGCCAGAUUUUCAAAAGGAGUAUUCGGAAUUUUUGCGCGAAUAUGAAGAGAUGGGUCACAUGCGGGAAUCGCCUCCGUUGUCCGAAUCGUCUCAAUGCGUAUUUAUUUGCCAUCAUCCUGUCAUCCGCGACGGAAGUAGCACUACGCGUCUCAGGGUAGUAUUUAAUGCGUCGAGUGUUACCUCCAACGCGACCUCGCUCAAUGACCAUAUGUUAGCGGGACCGAAGCUUCAGACUGAGUUAACCGCGGUUAUUUUGCGUUGGCGUCAAUUCCGAUACGUUUACUCAGCGGAUAUCGCAAAAAUGUAUCGACAAAUUCUUGUCGAUCCGCGAGACGUGAACUAUCAACGCAUUCUCUGGUGCAAAAGCGACUCUAGUUGCCCUCGCGAAUAUCAAUUACUCACGGUCACAUACGGAACCGUGGCCGCUCCGUUCCUGGCACUUCGAGUACUGCGCCAACUUCUCUACGAUGAAGGACCGUCAUUUCCACUCGCCGUGACAGUCCUUCAGGAUAACAUAUACGUCGAUGACGUGCUCUUUGGCGCCGAUGACAUUCCGCUCCUGCGUCAAACGCGCAAUCAGACGUGCGCGAAGCUGUGGCAAAUCCGCGUCGACUGGGAUGAGGAUAUUAAUGCUAGUCUAGGCGAUGAAUGGUUGUCGAUCGAGAACUCUCUCAAGGUCAUCGAUGGCCUCCUCAUUGAUCGGUGGAUACGGAAAGGUGCGGACACCGUCAUGUGCGAGGUGCACGGAUUUUCUGACGCGUCUCAGAAAGCCUACGCGGCCGCCGUAUACAUUUGCCUAGCCUCGUUAUCGGGCGAACGAUCGUCGAUGCUGCUUCUCAGCAAAUCAAAGGUUGCGCCAAUAAAACCGUGGAGCGUACCACGGCUGGAACUGGCUGCAGCCGUACUCGACUCCGUGUUACUGUUGGACGGAUUCCACGGUGGUUCUUGCGUGACUCAACACCCGUCGAGGUGGAGGAUGUUUGUCUCAAAUCGUGUCAUCGAUAUUCAAACCCGCUUCCCUAAUGCCUCUUGGCGACACGUCUCCACUGAUGACAACCCCGCUGAUUGCGCUUCUCGCGGCAUUCUCGGAAGUCAGCUCGCGUCACACGAUCUCUGGUGGAGUGGUCCGUCGUGGUUGCGUCUCGCCAGCUCUGACUGGCCGUCGGCGAUCGCCCCCACUCCUGCCGGAGAGUUACCCGAACAAAAAUCUGAGAAAACCGUGAACCUGGUCGAGCAGCUGGAGCCGUGGGAUCUUGCUUCGCGAUAUUUGUCAUGGCCGAAACUGCUCAGGGUCACGGCAUACAUCAUGCGGUCAGGAAAACCUCUCGCCUCGAAAAACAGUCUCAAUCUGCUCACUCCGUUCCUCGACGAAGAGGAACUAAUUCGCGUUGGCGGGCGACUCGCUCAUGCUCCGCUCCCGUUCACCACCAAACAUCCUAUUGUGCUAGCGUCUCACCCGUUAGUUGAGUUGAUCGUGCAGAACGCUCAUUUGCGAUCACUUCAUGCUGGCACUCAACUAACUUUCAAUGUGCUGCGGCAGGAAUUCUGGCUGCUUCGCGGACGCAGUGUCGUCAGAGCCGCGAUUCACAAGUGCGUUGUAUGCGCACGCGAGCGCGCCGCGAUUCCGACACAACUCAUGGGCAAUUUCCCUCAAGUGCGAGUGUCGCGUCCUUCGCGCGCUUUCCUGAAUUGUGGCCUUGACUAUGCUGGACCAAUUCUCAUCCGAUCUAUGUCCGGUCAUGGAAUCGCGUCACGAAAGGCAUACAUUGUCAUAUUUAUCUGCAUGGCCACUCGCGCUGCCCAUCUGGAAAUUGUAGAUGGUUACGCCACUCCUGCGUUUCUAGCGGCGUAUGCCAGAUUCGUUGCUCGACGAGGUCUUUCUGAGUCCAUCUACUCGGACAACGGAACCACGUUCGUCGGCGCCGACCGAGAAAUGACGAUCGCCUUUCGCGCAGCGCUGCGCAACUCGGACUUUCAAAAUCAAACCGUCAUCGACAACACCAGCUGGCACUUCAUACCUCCGUCUGCGCCUCACUUCGGCGGUCUCUGGGAGGCGGGGGUGCGAAGUGUCAAGCAUCAUCUCCGUCGCAUGAUAGGAGCUCAUACGCUCACAUACGAAGAGAUCUCUACUCUCCUCUGUAGCAUCAAAGCGUGCCUCAACUCAAGGCCGCUAGCGCCGCUCUCCGACACGCUCGACGAUUACGAACCGUUGACGCCGGGACAUUUUUUGAUCGGCGGUGCAUUAACCGCUCGCCCUGAACCGUCUACGCUUAAUAUUAAAGAAAGUUGCCUCACGCGAUGGCAGCUCGUUCGCCAGAUAACGGAACAAUUUUGGAAAAUCUGGCAAAGUGAUUAUGUUAACACUCUCCAGCAAAGAACUAAGUGGAGACGCCAACUUCAAACCGAUGUUCGCGUUGGGCAGCUAGUCUUGCUUAGAAACUCACUUCUUCAGCCGUGCAAAUGGGAAUUGGGCCGUAUAAUAAUGUGUCAUCCUGGCUUCGACGGGCUCUCGCGAGUCGUCACCGUAAAAACGGCAACGUCGGAAUACAAGCGCCCUCUGAGUAAACUUUGUUUUCUGCCGAUCGACAUUGAGCAAAAAACGAACACCGACGGUGAACCCUCGAAAUAG
Messenger RNA from Solenopsis invicta (red fire ant), 4641 nucleotides. RefSeq lists its product as uncharacterized. Gene Ontology annotation, biological process: DNA integration. The record is from RefSeq and is a predicted model, not a curated record. The coding region runs from base 1 to 4641 and encodes 1546 amino acids. The transcript is spliced from 5 exons. Gene Ontology annotation, molecular function: nucleic acid binding. Lineage: Eukaryota; Metazoa; Arthropoda; Insecta; Hymenoptera; Formicidae.